CCUGGGGCUGCGGCCCCCAGCGCAGUUCCUCAUUCCCCUCGCACUCGGGCCUCAGACUCAGUGCAGCUGGGCACUGGGGUGUUGGUGGCAGCGCUGAGGGGCCCCCACUGCCCCAUCAUGGCGUCUGCUCUCACUGUCCUCCUCCUCGAGGGGUUCUACUCCAAACCCUCCAUCUCCGUCAGCCCCAGUGGAGUGAUCCCCGUGGGGGGAAACGUCACCAUCCGAUGUUGGCAUCUGCACCAGAACAUGAGGAUCCAACUCUACAAGGCUGGAGAUGGGAACUAUCUGUCUUACACAGACCCUGCCGGCUCUGAGGCUGAAUUUCCCAUCACCAGCGCCAGACGGGAACACGGGGGCAGCUACACCUGUCGUUAUAUCUACAGAUCAGGAGGAACUGUCUACUCGGAGCCCAGUGACCCUGUGCAGAUCAUUGUAACAGAUCCCAGCUUACCCAGACCCUCCAUCUCUCUGAGCCCCUCUGGGGUCACCGCCCCAGGGGCAGAUGUCACCAUCCAGUGUCAGGGUCCACGCUGGGACGUGAGGUUCUUCCUGCACAAGGCUGGAGACCUGAACCCGCAGCAACACAUGGACCCUGCUGGGGCCGGGGCCGAGUUCCGCAUCCCCACCGUGGGCCGGCAGCACGGAGGGAGCUACAGCUGCAGCUACCGGCCCCGGUCAGAGCCCUUCGUCUUCUCGCAGCCCAGCGACACCGUGCAGCUGGUGGUAGCAGACGCUGGUUCUGUUCCCGCAGGGAGAACCGACUCGGCCCAGCCUGGAGCGGUGCCGGCUCCCACCCACCCAGGCAGCGCAUGGCCAGGCAGAUCGGAACCGCCGGCACCUCCGGGUCUGACCAGCCUCACCAUCGCCGGGGUGAGUGCAGCAGCCGUCGGUCUCCUCCUGCUUCUCCUCCUGCUCGUGGCCUUUGUGUGCUUCAGAAAAACCAGAGCCAGAAAAGGAGCCACACCGAGACCAAGCAGCACCAUCCCUUUGGCGGUGUUGAAGGCCCCGGCUCAGCAAGACCCCAUCUACUCCUCCAUUGACGAAGGGAAAGAGACACAGACCCUGCCCCAGGAGCCCGACUCCUACGGACUCACCUACGCUGAGCUGAACCACCAGGCACUGCAGGCCAAGCAGGGGGGCCUGGCCCCUGCUCCUGACCCUGUCCAGCCCAGUGUGUACGCCGCGAUCAACGUGAGCCAGGGUGGCUCCCUGCAGUGAGAGCCCCCCCGCAGCCAAGGGGCGCUGGCCCCCAGCAUGUGACAGACUCAGACUCACAGACCUUAAGGCCAGAAGGGUCCAUCGUGAUCAUGAGCUGCUGCACUUCGCAGACCACAGAGCCUCACCCACCCACUUCUGUAGCGGCCUCCAGCUGAGUCACUGACGGCCUCAAAUCAUGGGUUAGAAACUUCAAGUUACAGAGAAUCCACCAUUGACACUAGUUUAAACCUGCCAGUGCCCCGCGUCCCAGGCUGCAUAUGAAGGUAAAACACCUGCAGGGUCUCUGCCAAUCUGACCUGGGGGCUCAGGCCUCCCAGCAGGGCGAUGGCCUCCCUGGGGCCCCAG
Molecule: messenger RNA, 1563 nt
Organism: Gopherus evgoodei (Goodes thornscrub tortoise)
Lineage: Eukaryota; Metazoa; Chordata; Testudines; Testudinidae
Product: osteoclast-associated immunoglobulin-like receptor
Exons: 9
Coding region: 118-1218 (366 amino acids)
Source: RefSeq, a predicted model, not a curated record